Messenger RNA from Cladophialophora carrionii CBS 160.54, 2274 nucleotides. RefSeq names its product E1-like protein-activating enzyme Gsa7p/Apg7p. The coding region runs from base 1 to 2274 and encodes 757 amino acids. Gene Ontology annotation, biological process: C-terminal protein lipidation; cellular response to nitrogen starvation; autophagy of mitochondrion. The transcript has a single exon. The record is from RefSeq and is a predicted model, not a curated record. Gene Ontology annotation, molecular function: Atg12 activating enzyme activity; Atg8 activating enzyme activity. Gene Ontology annotation, cellular component: cytoplasm; phagophore assembly site. NCBI's taxonomy places the organism in Eukaryota, Fungi, Ascomycota, Eurotiomycetes, Chaetothyriales, Herpotrichiellaceae.
AUGCAAUACGUCCCCUUCGCCUCAGACAUCGAGAUCCCAUUCUACGCCUCCCUGGCAUCCCACAAAAUCAACCAUGACAAACUCGAUGACUCGGCCCGAAAACUCCUGGGUCUGUACGAGAUCCGCCCGGCAGACAACAAGGAGCAUUCCUGCCGGAUGCAAGUCCACGCCAACGCCCUGACCAGCGACGAGGUGCCUGCCGGCUUCUAUCGCGCCGAAGGCAUCAUCAGAAACUUCAACACGGUCGAGGAGUAUCGCACCAUCGACAAGUUGGCCAUGAUCCAGCAAGCGGGGAAGACCAUCUGGGACGCGAUCAACGAUGGGACCAUCUAUUCAUGUCCGAGUUUGCUUGCUUGCUUUCUGGUGCUGAGCUUCGCCGAUUUGAAAAAGUACAAGUUCAACUAUUGGUUUGCGUUUCCCGCCCUGGUCAUGGAUCCGCCCUGGGUGCCUGUGCAGAGUACAGGGAGCGUGGCGAGUCCAGAGACGGGGAUCCCGUUCAAGAAGCUAACGUCAAUUGAGAGCACAACGCUGGUUGAUAACGUCAUGACCUGGAAAUAUGCCGUCGAUGCAAGACAACACGGAUUCUUCCUGGCCAAGAAAGUACGUGACAAGCCUGUCCUGGAGAGGGAUCUUGGCGACGAUGAGGAUGCUCGUCCUACUUCACCACGAACGCCGCUCACCCCGACCUCGAGCCUUGGCUACAACUGGCAAAUCAGCUCGCUGUCGAGCUAUGAGACCGGCUUCUUCGACAACACGGAUCCCGAAGACACUUUCGUCUGCUUCGCCGAUCCCUCAAACUAUAGCGAACCCGGCCCCGUGGCCCCGGGUUGGAUGCUCCGCAACUUGCUUGUCCUGGUCCGACAAAGGUGGAAACUCGACAAAGUCCAAAUCCUCUGCUAUCGAGAGACCCAAAUGCGCCGAGACGCAGCACGUAGUGUGAUUUUCAACAUGGAGGUCUCUUCAAAAGCAAAAUCCGCCGGGUCCGCAGCGCAGACCGACUAUUCCCAAACCAUGCCUAAAGUCGUAGGCUGGGAGCGCAACGCCGCCAACAAACUCACCGGUCGCACCGCCGACCUCACCAGCUACAUGGACCCGACGAAACUGGCCGACUCGUCCGUCGACCUCAACCUGAAACUCAUGAAAUGGCGCAUCUCCCCUAAUCUCGACCUGGACAAAAUCAAACAAACAAAAUGUUUACUGCUCGGAGCAGGGACACUGGGCUCGUAUGUGUCGAGAAACCUGAUGGGCUGGGGUGUGAGACACAUCACGUUCGUGGAUAACGGGAGUGUGAGCUUCAGUAACCCCGUCCGCCAACCGCUGUUUACAUUCAACGACUGCCUGGAGGGAGGGAAGAAAAAGGCCCUGGCGGCAGCGGAGGCGUUGAAGACGAUAUACCCCGGCGUGCGAUCCGCAGGACAUGUCUUGAGCGUGCCCAUGGCAGGCCAUCCGAUCACAGACUACGAGAAGACGAAGGCCGAGUACGAGCAGUUGAAGAAACUGGUUGACGAACACGAUGUGAUUUUCUUGCUUAUGGACACACGGGAGUCGAGAUGGCUGCCGACUGUGAUGGGGAAAGCAGGCGGGAAGAUCGUCAUGAAUGCAGCCCUCGGAUUCGACACGUACGUGGUCAUGAGGCACGGCGUGAAACUCUCGGCCCCCAGCCACGACGUCGAUCGCCUCAAGGAGGGCGAGGUUGAAACCGAGACCGAGACAGGAACGGGGACCGGUGCGCAAGAUUACCAAGCACAGCAGCACGGCUUGGAGGGCGAAGAGCUGGGCUGCUACUUCUGCAACGACGUCGUCGCUCCCGCCGACUCGAUGAAAGACCUCACCCUGGAUCAGCAAUGCACCGUCACCAGGCCGGGCAUUGCGGCCAUCGCGUCCGCCUUGCUGGUCGAGCUCCUCGUCUCCAUCCUGCAACACCCUCUCGGCCCCGCCGCGCCGGCCACGACUUCGUCGCAAGAACGCGGUGAGCAUCCGCUCGGCAUCAUCCCCCACCAAAUCCGAGGCUUCCUCGCCAACUUUACGAAUCUCAACAUUACGGGCCAGAGUUACGAUUGCUGUAGCGCGUGCUCGGAUAAGAUCCUCGCCGCGUAUGAGAAGGACGGGUGGGAGUUCGUGGCCAAGGCGAUGAACGAGAAGGGCUACGUCGAGGAGAUUAGCGGGUUAGCAGAGGUGCAGAGGCUGGCCGAGGAGGCAAUGAAACGAGACAUUGACUUUAGCGAGGAGGACGAGGAGGGGGGAGCAGAGGAUGAGGAGGGCGAGUUGGUUUGA